This is a messenger RNA of Gossypium arboreum, 789 nucleotides long. Its product is annotated as E3 ubiquitin ligase PARAQUAT TOLERANCE 3-like. Gene Ontology annotation, cellular component: nucleus. Gene Ontology annotation, biological process: mRNA processing; protein ubiquitination; ubiquitin-dependent protein catabolic process. Gene Ontology annotation, molecular function: ubiquitin protein ligase activity. The record is from RefSeq and is a predicted model, not a curated record. NCBI's taxonomy places the organism in Eukaryota, Viridiplantae, Streptophyta, Magnoliopsida, Malvales, Malvaceae. Bases 1 to 789 code for a protein of 262 amino acids. The transcript has 2 exons.
AUGGUAAUGGCAAAGAUUGAUGCCAAAACCGAUCAACAGUUGGCCAAUGGCUCUUCUUUGAUCCUCGCAAACUCUUGCCUUUUGAUCCGUCGUGUUCCUCGACCGCCUGGAUUACCCAUCGUUAUCGGCGGAGAAGAAAAACCCAAUAUCCAAGCCAACUCACCAUCUGUUGUUGUGAAAGAGGAGCUUCAAGAGCAAGGCUUCGAUUUCGAAGAUUUCGGACUUGAUUUUACUUCUAUUUCCAACAACUCAAUUGCGAAACCAGUUGAUACCCAUUGUAAAGAAACAAAAAUCGACCGUGGGUUUAAAAUUUUAUCUGUUAAAACCUUGGGAAAGUGGCGGCGAAUUCCGCCGCGGAGUUAUGUCUGUCGUCGAUGCAAUGUGGGUGAACAUUAUAUUCACCAUUGCCCAACUAAUUGUGACCCUAAAUUUGACCGUAAAAGGGCUUCCAACACAUCCGAUUCGAGUUCUAAAAGCUCUGGGAUUUCGUACGCUUCGAUUUCAACAACUUCGAGUAGCUGUCAGUCCACGACAGUACCACCCGAACUUCACUGCCCUUUGUGCAAACAAGUAAUGGAAGAUGCUGCUUUGACGAGAAGACGAAUAGUGGCUGAUGAUAUUCUUCCUAAUAUGACUCUUAGAGAUACUAUCAACCGAUUUCUGAAUAAUCAAUCUGGAACUGAAAUUUCGACCACGAAAAGGAAACUCGUUAACGCAGAGAAUGAAUAUGAGGAACAAGGGAAGAAGAGGAAGAAGACAGGGGAGAGACCGAUAAUUAAGGCGGGAUAA